AUGCCACUCCCCAAUUUCAACACUGAUCACAACAAACCAACGGGAGGCUGGCCUCAGUUCUCUGAGACCGCCUCCGGAUGGGAGGCCAUAGAGAGGCACGUGAUAAAGCACGACACUGCGGAAAUGAGGGAUUAUGCAGAAGACAUAGACACAUUGCUCGUCUUCGCUGGCCUAUUUUCCGCCAUUCUAACUGGAUUCAUUGUACAGACAUAUCCGAUGCUCACUGAGGACGACUCCGUUACGACGAACCAGCUCCUCGCCUUGAGUGUAUCUGCGCGGCUCCGUGCUACUAGUACCAUUGUUCCAUCCACCAUGAAUUCCACUCUUUUCUCCCUCCUCGACACAGCACCGUUCGUUCCGUCCACAGCUGUGCGGUCAAUCAACAUACUCUUUUUCCUGAGCCUGAUAUUCAGUCUCGCCGCUGCGCUGUUUGGAAUCCUUGCUAAACAGUGGCUUCGCGAGUAUCUCAAGUGGAACUCUGCACUACCUUCUGCACGAGAGAAUGUGCUCGUGCGGCAGGUUCGCAUUGAGGCUUGGGAAGCCUGGAAUGUCGCCGCUACCAUCUCAUCCAUUCCCGCUCUCCUCGAGCUUGCCAUGGUCCUCUUUCUUACCGGUAUCGUGGUUCUUCUCUGGACGCUCGAUGACAUCGUCGCGAAGGUUGUCACUGUCUUUGCCGUAUUGUUCCUGCUUGUGGCCUCCGCCUUCACCGUCCUCCCUAUCUUCUUCACACGUUGCCCCUACAAGUCACCAACUGCAUGGGCAUGCGUCUCUGCAUAUUACGCCAUCACAAUUAUUCCCGCAUACUGCUUCGCAAUUGUGAAGUAUCACCGGCACCUCUUGUUCCGCUCCUGGCAGAGAUUCUACCGUCCCAUAUUAGCAAUUCACAUGCGAGAAACCUGGGUCCGCUGUGCCGCUACCUGGCCGACCUCUUGGAGGGAAUGGGACCUUCAGAGCUGCAGAGAUAUCAGUCCAAAACUCGAUGGAAAAUCUUUUGAUCGAAAUGAAGUUCGAAAGGCUGUUUGCAAGAUACUCUCGGAGAUGUCUCCUUGUCCAUCACAGCUCGAACAGGUGGCAGCAGACGCAGUCCUCAAGGACAUUUCCGAGACCUCUUACCUUGUUCGCGCACUUAGUUGGGUACAACAAUCGUCCCAGGACCCACGCACAUUGGAUUUUGUGAAACAGUGCAUUGAGUCUAUCCAUCCUGAACCACCGUCUGCACUAUCGACGUUCGACUUCAUCGAUGCCGCGGUUAACGUAGUGGCGACCCGAUGCGUUCUUCUCGCCCUGCAGGAAAAUUUGCUCACGCAUUCGCAUUCGGCACUGCUCCAUGGCUCAGAAUCUGCGCUCUGUCUACUCAGGCCGUUUCCAGGAGAGUAGCCUAUUCGUCCCUUCCAUGUGAGUCAUAUCCACGGACAAAUGCUUGUGGCCGACCUGCGGCGUGUUGUCGCCCGAGGAGACACCCUGGCUCCUGCGGCAGCAGAACUCUCGGCAAUCUUACAGCACGUAACCAUAAGCAAAAGCUGGAACUACCACGAGGGGGGAAGGGCUGUGUUGCGAGAUAAGACAUGCACAUGGUACCAAGAAGCAUUACAUGCCAUGAUUCAGGUUCAAUUCCCACCGCAGUACCAAGAUGUCCGGCUUUCUGUCUUCCAGGAGGCCCUUCGUCAAGGCCGGCUCGUGGUCACCCCGGCUAAGACACUAGGUCCGUGCUCUCAUGUU
Phanerochaete carnosa HHB-10118-sp is the source of this 1719-nucleotide messenger RNA. RefSeq lists its product as uncharacterized. The transcript is spliced from 3 exons. Bases 1 to 1377 code for a protein of 458 amino acids. The record is from RefSeq and is a predicted model, not a curated record. Lineage: Eukaryota; Fungi; Basidiomycota; Agaricomycetes; Polyporales; Phanerochaetaceae.